AUGGAUUACGAUUUUGAUAACAAAUUGUCUUUGAAUCAAAACGGUCAUCACACAUCAUCGGCGGCAACCACACCAACGACAACUGCAACGGCAACAACAACACCCACAGCCCCUCAACAUCAUCCACAUCAUCAUCAGCAAUCACGUCCAUUGACUUUGGCCACAACAGGCUCGAUAACAACAGCAAAUGCAUCGACAGCAGGUGGAGUAGGUGGAACAGUAAAAACACCCAAAUCACCCAAACCGUUAAGCAACACCACAACAACAGGAGGAAACGGAAAUAACACUCAAAACCAAAAUCAACAUCAACAUUCACCACCAUCAAAUUGCAAGUCCAGUGUUCAGAGCCCAAAAUCAUUGGAAGCUGGCGAUUCGAAACUGACACCAAAAACACCACCAGUUACCCCGGAUUCACCUUCGACCUAUUUGGAUGAUGAUUUAGAUUCGUUGUAUUCCUAUACCACAACCUCGGGUCGUUCAACCAUGUCCUGUGAACAUCCCUAUGUGGCCAGAAAUGGCACCACUUUUAGUGGCCGCAAAAUGAAAUAUGUUGUGCAUUGCUCCAAUUACGCUGGCCAAGUGGGCGCCGACUAUCUGACACCCACUCAACGGGCCCAGCGACAGAUACGCCGUCUGAAGGAAUUAUUAUGUGUGGCCCGGCAAGAUUUGGAACAAAAAGACUCGGAACUUUUACGCUUGACACGUGAAGUUGUGGAAUUGCGGCUCUUCAAGGCCUCGCUCUCAUCGCCCGAUGAACGUUCGGCAUCCAGUGAUGCAGUCACAGUGCGUGAGGCCGAACUUAAGACGUCACAAGACGUUUCCCCCAUUGUCGAUAUGGUCGACGAUGGCCAAAACAAACAGCAUUCCAGCAUGAGUCCAACACGUCACAUGCAUGGCUAUCACCCACAUGCCGGCAGUCAUGCCGCCUCUGCCUCGCCCACUGUCAUGUUGCAUCAGACGUCACAAAAUUCACAGCCACACCUUCAUCAUCAUCAUCACCAUCACCACAGUGAUAUGCAAAGCUCCUUUGCAGAUUCGGGUCAUUUUGAAGAUAUGACCUCAUCAUCCGUACAUUCCAAAGAUUCUUCAUAUGCUGCCUCUUCGCAUGACCACCAUGAGCGCACAUGCGCCAGCGUAGCUGGGGUCAGUGACGAGGCCUCCACAUCGGCCCUCGAACAGUAUGAAUUACAGCGUCAAGAAUUGAUACGCAUGUAUGAGCAACGCAUCGAAGAUUUGGUACGCAGCCAGGAUGCUGUGGCCACAGACAUUAAGCGUUCCAACAACGAUCGCAUUGAGGCCUUGCUACAGAAGUUGGCCGAGUGCAAUACCCGCUAUGCGGAUAUAGUUCCCGACUAUGAACAUGCCAAGGAGCGCAUACGUGAGUUGGAGAAACAUUUGGAAGACUUGCAGCGUAAGCUGGCCGAACACGAGGAGAAACAAAAGCAAAUGUAUUUGCACAUGUACCAGAAGGGUCAGGAAGCGGAACGUAUUGCUCGCGCCGAUCAGGCAUUAGAAUUGGCACAUCGAGCACCACAAAACAAAGUAUCGAUUAACGAGCUGCUGCAUCAAUUGCAAUCCACCCAGGAUGAAUUGGAGAAUAUACGUGCAGCAGAAUGUAGAAAUGAAUGCGGCAGUAAUCAUGCUCUCCUUACUGCAAAAGAGGCUAUUUCUUUAUGGGUUCUCGGCGCGCGUAAGACCAUCUAUCGCCGUUUAUUGGAAGCUCAAAAAAAUCGCACUCAUGUGGAUCCAGAGGUGACUCUACAAUUCCUGAAAAGUGCUGUCUACUACUUCCUGACGGACAAGGAGAAUUCACACGGCCAUUUGCAGGCCAUAGAAUCCAUAUUGGAAUUCAGCGAAGCUGAGAAACAGGUCAUCAACAAGGCCCGUGCCUCAAAAUAAGAAGAAAAAAAAAAUAGAUUUUAAUAAUACAAACAAAGGGAAACCAAAAACAGAGGGGAGCAGUAAACGGCUAUUAAAAACCGCUUUAGCUUCCCCUUUGACAAAAAACAACCAACACACACUUUUAUAGUUAAUGUUAAUGAAAUUAUAAUAAUUAUUACAAUUAUAUAUAUAUAUAUAUAUUGAAAAUGAUAAUAAGGGUAAUACUAUGCAAUUAAGAAAACGCAAACUUUUAAGCCACUUCGAAGACAAUUUUUUUUUUUUUAAAUUUUGAAAAAUUUUGGUCAAAAUGUUUGCUGGGUAAUCUUAUUUCAAAAAUAUACAGCUCUAUAACGAAAUAAUUAUUUCAUUAAAAAAAACUCUAUCAAAUGAUUCACUUAUCUUGUAAUGUACAUGAGCAAAAAUUGUCGAAGAUGCUAUUUUGAAGUCUUCAGAUGCAUCCUAUAACUUGGAUCAAGAAAGGACUGCGGGAGCCUUUGAGUUCUAGCUACCAUCGGUUGGGGUGUUUACAUCCUUCUAUGCCAAGUCAUGUUCGCAUUACUAGUAAUUAUUUUUAUAGACUCCCUAUUUAAUAAAAGAAACGAAAAUGGACCAAAAGCAAAAACUUUACAAAUUCCCCACAUAACAAAACCAAAAUUUGAAUUCGAAAUUUACUGGCAUUAGCCAGUAAGUCUCACACAGCGGUAUGUAAUCUUUCUGAUGAUUUUGAGAGAUACUGCCUCACUACCCUCGCCAACCUAUGUCCUACGAGCACGAAAUUAUUGGGUAGGACCCCUUGUAUGAAUACCUUUUAUUCUUAUACGUCAUGCCAUUCUCCGAGAAACGUAGAAAUUCAUUGCUGAUUUAGAUUCAAAUUCACACAAUUUUGUAUUCAUAUGGUAAAUUGACAUAAUAUAUAUUGUCUAAUUAUCAAAAAAAUGCUAAUAGAAAAAAAAAUCAAAACUUCGAUAAAAGUUUAGUGGCCCUCUGCAAAUAAAUGAGCUAAGUAAAGACAGGUGGAUAUUUCAGUGAAGCCGACCAUUACAUUCUUAAAUCUUGAACACAUUUGCACACUGUGUUUGCUGGGUUAUCCUUGAUAAACUACAUAGAUAAGUAAUUUCAAGAACAAGAAAGUCAAAACUUCGCUUCAUAUUCAAAACAAAUACAUUCGUUAUUUUCUAAUUUUAUAAACAUCGCCCAAAAAGUUUGCUGGGAUAUUUAAUGCUCUGCAAAUAAACGAGCUGAGUAAAAAGAAGUGAAAAUUUCAGUGAAGCCGACCACUACAAUCUUAAAUCUUGAACAUACUUGCACACUAUUUUUGCUGGGAUAUCCUUGAUAAACUACAUAGAUAAGUAAUUUCAAGAACAAGAAAUUCAAAAUUCCCUUCAUAUUCAAAACAAAUUAAUCCAUUUGUUAUUUUCUUACUAAAUAAACAUUUUAGCCACAAAACUAAUUGGAUGCCAUACCAUGAGAGGAAGUCCCGUAAGUAAGGUAAUAACUGGAGACUCCAGAAUAAUAAACUCGGAACAUCCAUCGGCUAACAAAUAUUGAAAAAGGAUUGACAAAAUUGAUUAAACAAUUCGUCCAAGAAAGAAGAGAAAGGAAAAAUGUUUAGCUUUGAAAGAGGUGCUCUAUUUCUACUCUCAGGGUCAAAAGGCGAUUUUUCGCUCUUGGCAAAUAAAAUAAAACCAAAAUUGAAGUUUUUCACUGAAGGGCUCUUGCCGCCCUGCAACCACCAAGGAGGCACUUUUACAGUAUGAUAACUUGGCAUGUAUGGUGCAAAUCAUUAUUAAAUUCAUUAUGCAAAUUUUCAGCCAAAACAGAAUCAAUCAUUAAUGAAAGCAAUCAGAAUAUUGGUUUUUGAGGGAGCUAUGCGGGAUUUUCGAACGAUUUGGACUGUACAUAAAAAGACUUGGCUAGCCAAUAAAAUUCAUUUUUUUUUGGUUAGUAAUAGCUAGAUUUUCUUCUUUUCAAUUGCAUAGUAUUACCUUGUAACGAUUACAAAUGCCCAAAAGUGGUGUAAGAAGUACUUAUUUAUUGUGUUUUUAAGAUAAUCAUAAAUUGGUUGUAUAUUGAAACUGUUGGUUAUUAUUUUUUUUAAUAAUUAAUUUUUUUGUUUUUAAUUUAAGUAAAACGGAUUUUGGUUUCCUUUAAAGUAAAUGGCUAUAACUGAUAUUAAACUAGGUUAAUGGUCAUUUCCUAGUUAUGUUAUUCUUAUUUUAUUUCUUUAAGUAAGGAGAGUUUUAUGUUUAAUGGUUCAUUUAUUGUAAUGAUUUUUUUAGUUAAAAAUUUUAAUUUUUGUAUUUUUUGUUUUUAUAAAAAAUAUUGAAAAAUUGAAAUUAAACGAAUUUUUUUUAAUUUAAAAGAAAAUUAUUUUUUAUACAAAAACACAAAAUAAAGUGUAUAACCUGAUUCUUAUUAUAAUUAUUAUUUCUAUGCAUUAUUAUUUUUUAUAAAAUUAUAUAAAUUUUAAUACUUAGUUUAGCUUUAAAGACGUCCAAAAAAAAACUAGAAAGAUUUUAGCAAACAAAACAAAAUUAUAUACCUAACCCCCCCAUAUACAUUAAAAUAAAAAAAAAUUAAAACAGAAAUCAAACAAAAUGUUUAGCAAAAUUUACUUAAAUUUGAUCUUUUUCCAACACAUGAUUGGCCUUUCUUUUUAUUGAGCAAGCAGAGAAAACCCUAAUUGUAAUGCCUAUACAAUAUUUUUAGUGUUAAAAAUUUUAUGCUAUUAUUAAUCGUAUUGGACAUCUGAAAUUUUUAUAAAUUGUUUUUAAGCAAACCUCGGCAAUGCAGCUUUUGAAAAUUGUUUAACGAUUUUAAUUUGUUUGACUAAUCGUACAGUUUCGCACUUCCCCAAGGGCGAAAUGAAAAUGAGUAACAGGGGACUGCACUGCAGCUGACAUCAAAAUUUUUGACAAAAAAAAAAAACAAAAAAUCGGGAAAACAAUUUUUAAUACUAAAUACAACAUCGACAACAAUACAAAAAAAAAUAAAAGAAAAAAACAGUUGAACUUUAUAACAGAAACUAACCUAAAACCCAAACAAUAACUAACAUAUUUGGAGAACUACAAUAAACUAAAAUAACCUUAAUGUUCCAAGAAAAAAGAAAAUACAUAUGUAGAUGAAAUUGAAAUAAAACAAAAGA
Stomoxys calcitrans (stable fly) is the source of this 5026-nucleotide messenger RNA. It is a transcript of the gene qtc, whose product is annotated as protein quick-to-court. The transcript has 6 exons. Bases 1 to 1899 code for a protein of 632 amino acids. The record is from RefSeq and is a predicted model, not a curated record. Lineage: Eukaryota; Metazoa; Arthropoda; Insecta; Diptera; Muscidae.